This is a messenger RNA of Aspergillus caelatus, 528 nucleotides long. RefSeq lists its product as uncharacterized. The transcript is spliced from 2 exons. The coding region runs from base 176 to 340 and encodes 54 amino acids. NCBI's taxonomy places the organism in Eukaryota, Fungi, Ascomycota, Eurotiomycetes, Eurotiales, Aspergillaceae. The record is from RefSeq and is a predicted model, not a curated record.
GAAAAGGAAAAAAAAAGCGGGGGGCAUAGAGAAACAACUAAGAAAAAUACCCCACAGUCUUCAAAUAUACACCUACAUUGUGACAGACAACAUGCUAUCAUUCAUCCCAAGAAGAUACCCAAUUUAGUCUGUACUUUCCGACCCGGAACUGGCAUCCAUAUCUUCUGGAUCAGGCAUGACGACGCUGUUGAGGUACGUAACGAAAGGUUCCAUGAUACCAAUAAGAGCUGCAAUUUUGUCCUGUGCGUUGGGACUCAUAAGCUCUUCAUCGGCUAGAGGCCUGCCGAUGGUGAAACUGCGCAAGCGGAGCAGUCGAAUAUUUUCAUUGUCCAAGCCGUAGCCCUGGGUAAGGAAAAUAUUUUGUUAGCAUUGUAAUUGGACGACACCGAUGACCCGCCGGGUUAAAGCUGAUAGUGAACCAUGGAAACAGAUGAGACGGUGUAGAAAAGUUUUCGAGACCAAAACACGCUGUGGGACACCAGACGAAUUUCCGUGCUAGGCCGAAGAACAGUAAUGACGUUGAACCCA